UGGAUCCAAUUACCACAAACCCAAAAAAAAUGAAGAAAUUUGAGACAGAAAAAGAAACACAAAAACAACAGUUUAAUCGGAUGAAACAUCACAUGCCCAGAUCUGUCUCACUACAUUGAGCCAGCGUACAUUUGCUCUGUCUUUGUUUUCACCUCGUAACUGCAAAAGUAAUUGCCACGCAUCCAGCUUGGAUCUCAAAGUAGCUAACUAACUGAGUCAUUGACGACGAUGUUUUUCGUCGGAUAGUUUGGAAGAAUCUUGGUUCCACAGUACCCCUGCAAAAUUCCAUUCUAUCUUCUUCUUCUGGUCCUGUAUUUCCAGCUUCUCACGCAAAAUAAGAAGGAUUUUGGUAGGAUGAAGAACACCCACAUGCUCAUACUAGUUCUUGGACUAACUUCAAUAGCUUUGUUGGUAAUUCUCAUACUUGUCAUCAUGUUUUACCCCAAAAGAACGGUGAAAAAUGGUCGUGAAGAUAUGGAAAACAUGGACCAGAAAUAUGGAGUUGAGGCUCGGAUAGAGGACUUGAUGACUUUCCAUGGUGGGCAGGACCUGACAAUAAGUGACAUUCUGGAUGCUCCGGACGAAGUGGUAGGGAAGUCCAACAAUGGCACGCUGUAUAAGGCCUUAAUGCAGCAGAGCACCACGUUGAGGCUGCUGAGGUUUCUGAGGCCAGUUUGCUGUGCCAGAGGUGAGGAAUUUGUUGAUGUGAUUCAGCUUCUGGGAUGCAUAAGGCAUCCCAACUUGGUGCCUCUUCUAGGAUUCUAUGCAGGGCUGAGGGGAGAGAAGCUUCUUGUUCAUCCGUUUUACAGGCGCGGCAAUCUGGCCGAAUUCAUUCGAGAUGGAAACGGUGACUCUCACAAAUGGGCCAUCGUUUAUAGCAUCUCAAUUGGUAUAGCCAAGGGUUUGGAAUAUCUCCAUACAGAAUUCCAGAAGCCCAUAAUCCAUGGAAACCUCAAGUCUAAAAACAUACUUUUGGAUUGCAAUUACCAACCAUACAUCUCAGACUUUGGCCUUCACCUUCUGCUGAAUGCUACUGCUGGCCAAGAAAUGCUUGAAACUUUAGCAUCUGAGGGCUACAAAGCUCCCGAGUUAAUCAAAAUGAGAGAUGCAAGCGAAGAGACUGAUAUCUAUAGCCUUGGGGUAAUCUUACUUGAACUGCUUUCAGGGAAGGAACCGAACCCAACUUCUGAGGAGGAUGAUUUCUUUCUGCCUAACUUCAUGAGAAACGCGGUCCUUGGACAUAGGAUCGGAGACUUAUUUCGUCCAGACAUACUUCUCAGCAACAACAAUGAAGAUGAGAGCCGGGUUACUGAAGAACGCAUUCUCAAAUUCUUUCAGCUUGCUAUGACUUGUUGUUCUCCUUCUCAUUUUGUCAGGCCCAAUAUCAAGCAAGUCAUGUGGAAGCUUGAAGAUAUAGGAAAAUAAGAACUUUGGUAUUUUGUAGAGAAUCCAACUAGGUACUGCUGGUACCUCAUUGCAUAUACAUAUC
Juglans microcarpa x Juglans regia is the source of this 1489-nucleotide messenger RNA. RefSeq names its product putative kinase-like protein TMKL1. Gene Ontology annotation, biological process: protein phosphorylation. Gene Ontology annotation, molecular function: ATP binding; protein kinase activity. The transcript has 3 exons. The coding region runs from base 355 to 1425 and encodes 356 amino acids. NCBI's taxonomy places the organism in Eukaryota, Viridiplantae, Streptophyta, Magnoliopsida, Fagales, Juglandaceae. The record is from RefSeq and is a predicted model, not a curated record.